Molecule: messenger RNA, 1364 nt
Organism: Engraulis encrasicolus (European anchovy)
Lineage: Eukaryota; Metazoa; Chordata; Actinopteri; Clupeiformes; Engraulidae
Product: B-cell receptor-associated protein 29-like
Exons: 6
Biological process (GO): intracellular protein transport; endoplasmic reticulum to Golgi vesicle-mediated transport
Cellular component (GO): endoplasmic reticulum; endoplasmic reticulum membrane
Source: RefSeq, a predicted model, not a curated record
AUGGCAGCGCAUUUUCAAGCUGGGGAUAUGGGACAAAAUCUCGCCUUUCUGGAACAAAGGCUUCCUCACCAUGAUCAUCGUCCUCAUUGUGCUCUUCCUAGAUGCUGUACGAGAGGUGAAGAAGUACUCGGCCGCAGAUCCUGGUAAAGAUCCGAAGCUGAACCCAAACAUGUAUGACCAUAUGCACAUGAAGCUGUUCAGAGCGCAGAGGAACCUCUACAUCUCUGGAUUUUCACUCUUCCUCUGGCUGGUCAUGAGGCGUGUGAUCACCUUGAUCAACCAGCUGGCCUCAGUUCAGGGCUCCACUGCAGCACUGCAGGCCCAGGCGGAAAGCGCCAACCAGGCUGCCAAGAAAUACAUGGAGGACAAUGAGCUCCUCAAGCAGACUUUGGCUGAUGGAAAAGGCGAUGGCAAUGUCACGGCAGAGGGAAAUGAUCUCUUGAAGGAAGAGCUGGAGAAGCUGACCGAGGAGCUGGAGGCCUCUAAGGAAGCUCUGAAGAAGUCCCAGUCUGAGGUGGAGGCCAUGAAGAGUCAGAGUGCUGGCCUGACCAAGGAGUACGACCGCCUGCUCACGGAGCACCAGGAGCUGCAGAACCAGAUGGAAAGUGGAGACAAAAAGGACGACUAGGACUUUUUUUUUCAGAUUUGUUUGCAGUGUUAUUCGGGAUAACACACAACUGCUGCCGUGUAAAAAAAGCACCUCUUUUCCAACACCCACUCUCAGUCUUUUCAGAGCACUGCAUGCAAUGGGACUACUCCCUUAUUUACCUCACUGUACAGUGCAGCUGUGCAAAACAUGCUUUACUCUUCACAAUGCAUGCUUUUUCAUUUGGUUUUAUUCAUUAUCUGUGUAGGCAUACCCUUAUCAUACAUGCAGUACAUGUUCAUGUACCUUUUUGUUUUUUCUGUUUGUUUUUUGUUUAUUUGUUUGUUUGUUAGUUUUCUGCUGUGUGCCUUGUUAUAAGAACAGAAGAGGCAGCAUUUAUAGUUGCAACCAAUGACCGUAUAGUUUGCGCAAUUGUCCAGAGCGAAUGUAUUGUCCGCGGGUACAGUAGUCCAUGGACUAUUACAGCCUUCUUUAUCUUUGACUUUAUUGUCAUGUUGACUGGCUGAGCAGACAGGGGGUUAAGACGAAAUGAAGACAUACUGUAUACGGCGUGCCUGUUUGGGAGUUCCAAGGGAAAUUGUGGGAGUGAAAUAUCAUCUGAACCCUGUCCAGUUCCGUUACACAUUCCAGGAAGACAUUGUUAUCCUGCAAAUGUGUCGUUGUUAUGUGGUGUCCUGGCUCCCUGUUUGUGACAGUUUAUAUUUUUGGUUCUGAAAUGACACUGGGCCACACCAUUGACUGUAUGAAAAUUGUCCAC